Messenger RNA from Entamoeba dispar SAW760, 3171 nucleotides. Its product is annotated as cation-transporting ATPase, putative. The transcript has 2 exons. Bases 1 to 3171 code for a protein of 1056 amino acids. The record is from RefSeq and is a predicted model, not a curated record. Gene Ontology annotation, cellular component: plasma membrane; trans-Golgi network; endosome. Gene Ontology annotation, molecular function: magnesium ion binding; ATPase-coupled intramembrane lipid carrier activity; ATP hydrolysis activity. Lineage: Eukaryota; Evosea; Mastigamoebida; Endamoebidae. Gene Ontology annotation, biological process: endocytosis; retrograde vesicle-mediated transport, Golgi to endoplasmic reticulum; phospholipid translocation.
AUGGAGAAAGCAUGGGAUUUUUUGCAAAAAAAACUAUUUUUAAGAAAAAAACCUGAACAGCCUCGAACAAUUAUUAUUCCUAUUACUAAACAAAAUAAAAAAUUCUGCUCUAAUAAAGUUGAAAAUAAUAGAUAUACUUAUUUGAACUAUAUUCCUAAAUGUCUAUUUAAUCAAUUCAAAUAUUUCUAUAACCUUUAUUUCCUUAUAACUGCAUUGUCUCAAUUUGUUCCAAUUCUUCAAGUUGGAUAUCGUUUUACUUAUACAAUGCCAUUAGCUUUUGUAGUAAUUCUUGCAAUGGCAAAAGAUGCAUAUGAUGAUAUCCGUAUUAGAAUAAGAGAUAAACAAACUAAUUCCCAACCAUUUACUCAAUUAAUUGGAGGUGAACCUAAAGAAGUUCAGUCAAAAGAUAUUGUUGUUGGAAAUAUUCUUAAAUUAAAGAAAGAUGAAAGAGUACCAGCAGAUUGUUUAAUUUUAAGAUCAACAGAAGAAAGUGGAUCAAUUUUCAUUAGAACUGAUCAACUAGACGGUGAAACUGAUUGGAAGUUACGACGUGCUAUUGGAGAAACACAAAAAAUGGAUAUUCAAACAAUUUGUAAUUGUCAAUUUGAACUUAAUGUGGAAGCACCUCAUGCUGAUGUUUAUUCUUUUCAAGGAACAAUUAAAAUUAAUGAAGAUCCUAAAUUAUAUUCAUUAAAUGUUGAAAAUACUGCAUGGGCUAAUACUAUUGUUGCAAGUGAUGAGAUGUGUGCAUUAGUUAUUUAUACAGGAAAUGAUACUAGAUUAGCAAGAAAUAGAAAACAAAAUGGAAAUGUUAAACGAGGAAAAACAGAAGAUGAAGUUAAUUUUCUUAGUAAGAUCUUGUUUUGUAGUUUAAUGGGAUUGUCAAUAUUAAUGAUCAUACCAGAUUUAAUACAACACCCUAAUUGGUUUAUCUUAGUAUCAUUAACAAGAUUUAUGAUUUUAUUUUCAUCUAUUAUUCCUAUCUCAAUGAGAGUUAACUUAGAUAUAGCUAAAAUGGUAUACGCAUUUUUUAUUAAUAAAGAUAAGGAUAUUGCUGGUGCUGAAGUUAGAAAUUCUACAUUACCAGAAGAACUAGGUAGAGUUGAUUUUGUAUUAUCUGAUAAAACAGGAACAUUAACUAAAAAUGAAAUGACUUUCCAAGUAUUAUGUAUGCAAAGUGAAACUAUUCGUUCAACAAACUUUGAUGAUAUUAAAGAUGAUAUUAGAGAAUGUCUUCAAAAUAAUGGUGAAAAAGUUUUAUUUAAAAAGAAGAAAAAUCCAAAGUUUAUUAUGAGAUGUGUUCAAGCAAUGGCUCUUUGUCAUAAUGUUACUCCAUCAUUUAAUGAAAAUGGUGAAAAAUAUUAUCAGGCAAGUAGUCCAGAUGAAGUUGCACUUGUAAAAUUUGCAGAAAGUGUAGGAGUUGUUUUAGAAGAACGAACCUUUAAGAAAAUUGUAUUAAACAUGCCUAUGAUUGGAAGUAUUGAAUAUGAGAUAUUAAAUGUUUUUCCAUUUAGUUCAAGUACAAAAAGAAUGGGAAUUAUUGUACGUAAUAAUAAAGAUAAUGAAAUUUAUUUAUUAAUGAAAGGUGCUGAUAAUGUUAUGGCAAAAAUUAUUAAAGACAAUGAAUGGUUAAGUGAGGAGUGUAAUAAUUUGGCACGUGAAGGAUUGAGAACAUUAGUAUUUGGUUCAAGGAAAAUGAGUCAAGAAGAAUAUCAAGAAUUUAAUGAACGAUAUGAUCAUGCUAAUACACUGAUGAUUGGAAGAGAAGAGGAAGUGUUAAAGGUACAAGAAAGUAUUGAACAUGGAUUAAAUGCAAUGUGUAUUACUGGUGUAGAAGAUGAAUUACAAGAAGACGUUCAAAAAACACUUGAAAUGUUGAAACAAGCAAAUGUUAGAGUAUGGAUGCUUACUGGUGAUAAAGUUGAGACUGCCACUUGUAUUGCUAAAUCUACUAAAUUAGUUGAUAUUGACCAAGAAAUUGUACAAUUUUUUGCUAGUAGUAUUGAUGAAGCAACACGUUUAAUUUUUAAUAAUGAAGGAUCAAUUGGAACAAAGGCAUUAAUUGUUGAUGGAAAUACUUUGUCUUUAAUGUUAAAAGAAAUGAGUAAAGAAUUCAUCCAAUUUGCAUUAAAAGCACAAGCUGUUGUUUGUUGUAGAUGUUUACCAUCACAAAAAGCAGAUAUUGUUAGAUUAGUAAAAUCAUCAGGACUCACAACAUGUGCUAUUGGAGAUGGAGGAAAUGAUGUAAGUAUGAUUCAAGAAGCUGAUGUUGGAUUAGGAAUUGAAGGUAAAGAAGGUAAACAAGCAUCAAUGGCAGCAGAUUUUAGUAUUAAACAAUUUAGUCAUAUGUUAAAAUUAUUAUUGUGGCAUGGAAGAAAUUCAUAUAUUAGAACAAGUGAUUUAGCAUUAUUUAUUAUGCAUAGAGGAAUGAUUAUUUCUAUUAUGCAAGCAGUAUUUUCAAUGGUAUUUUAUUUUACACCAAUUACUUUAUUUACUGGUAUUUUACUUGUUGGGUAUUCUACUUUUUAUACUAUGGCUCCGGUAUUUUCAUUAGUAUUAGAUGAACGAAUUUCAUUAAAAGAUAUUAUGCAAUUCCCAGUAUUAUAUCUUGAAAUGCAAAAGGGUCAAAAUUUAUCAUUUAAAACAUUUUCAGCAUGGAUGUUUAUUAGUAUAUUACAAGGAUCAGUUAUUAUGAUGUUAACAAUGGUAUUAUUUGACUCAAACUUUGUUCAUAUAGUAUCUAUCUCAUUUACAGUAUUAAUUUUGAUAGAAUUAUUAAAUAUUGGAUUUACUAUUAGACGAUGGAAUUGGAUUAUUUUUGCUUCAGAAGCAUCAUCUGUAUUAAUGUAUCUUAUUUCUAUUAUUGUUUUAAGACCAACUUUUGAACCAUCAUUUGUAUUCAGCCUUGGAUUUUGGUGGAGAGUUGCAAUAAUUACCUUAAUAAAUUCGUUCCCUUUCAUUUUGAAAUUUAUUUAUGAAUUAUUAAAUCCACCAAAACAUAUGACAGUAGGACAUAAAAAGUUCCCUAUUUCAUUUGAUUUGACAUGUUGUUGUAACUGUCAUAAUAUCCGAAAAAAAAACGAUUACCAAGAUAUCAAUUUUUCUGAAAUUUAUGAUAAAACAGAAACCAAUGAUGAUAGUAGUAAAGCAUUAAUUGAUCAUUUAAAUUGA